CCAAAACAGGGGUUUUUUUUCUUUUCAAAAUACUGUCCUAGGCUUGUACAUCACGUUCGCCUGACUCGCCUCAACUCAAACUACAGCUCGCUAUAAUCCACACAUGGAGUACUAAUUUAGAAAGUUACCAAUUAGGGUUUUAUCGACCCCACAAUCUCGACGGUAUUCGGAGCCCCGACACUGUGGUUAUCAACCACAAAUGGCGGAAUUAAUAUGCCGAAGCCUUAGAGAUGGAGCAUUAGAGGGAGAGCACGCCCCUGCUCUCACUCUGAACGACUCCAUUGAAUCACCUCUCGGACCACUAGUUUUCAAUCACAUUCUCUCCCAGCUUUUUUCUAGCAUUUCCGCCGGUAAAUCGCAGUCUCGAGGAAUUUUAUUGGUCGCUUUUUAUCGGCCCCCGUCAUUCUAUGCUGAAUUGCUCAAAUGUAGAUGCAGUGACGGCGAUUCUUCAAAUAAAUGGUUUAGCAUUUUGGAUUGCUACACUGAUCCUUUGGGUUGGAAAUGUAGACUCAAGGAGCUUGGGACUGUUACUAAUAGUACCCCUGUAGAGACUUAUGUUAAGAAUACUCUAUUCACCCAUGUUAAGGACUCGAAUAAGCUAUUGACCUCAUUAGUUGAACUUGGAAAAGAAAUGGUUGGAGAAGGAAAAGGAAGAUUCACAGUUGCUAUAGAUUCGGUAAGUGAGAUGUUGAGACACUCAUCCAUCCAUUCUGUUGCUAGAAUUUUAAGCCACCUUCGCUGUCAUGACCAGGUUUCAAGUAUGUUUUCAUUAUUGAAUUCGGACCUUCAUGAGACCAAAGUCACUUCUACACUUGAAUAUAUGUCUACCAUACGUGCUGAUAUAGUACCAGUGACGUCUCAGACAGUAAGUGGUCGAAGGGCUACUACCACAGAGAACCUACCAAUGAUGGAACAAAACUUUAAAAGAGGGAAGUUUCAAGUACGCUUCAAGCGUAGGAAUGGGCGUGUUAGAGUCAUGUGUGAAGACAUUCACGUUGUGGAUUCUGGUGUUAAAUUCAGCCUUUGUAAUUUGGAAGAUGGCGGUCUAACUGCUCAAAGCCUUGUGCCCAAGGUGCAAUUUAAUCUCCAGCUAUCAGAAAAGGAACGCCUCGAUCGUGAGAAGGUUGUGCUCCCAUUUGAACACCAGGGGAAUGGUAAGCCCAUUGAAAUCUAUGAUGGCCGAAAAUUCCUUAAUGGCACGGAGAAAAACAUGGAUAUUUCUGAUAAGAUGCUUCAAACACCUGAGGAUUCUGGCAGGGGUGAAAUAAUCUAUUUUCGAGAUUCAGAUGAUGAAAUGCCAGAUUCUGAUGAAGAUCCAGAUGAUGAUUUGGACAUAUGAUUUUCUUGUCGGUGUGCUCCUUUUUGCAUUUUGAGUGAUGGCCGAGCCGACCAUUGUACCAAUGGCCAAUAUCAUAGUGGUCGAUACUGUUUCAGACUGUCCCAUGUGUAUACUUUCUCCUGUUUCAAUUUCUUUAUUAUUUUAUUGUCGACACUCGACAUGGUCAAUGUAAUAUUUUUAUUUUCUGAUUUUGUGUAUCUCAAUUUCAUCAUAUUUGAAUUCUUGAGUUUUUUUUGUCAAGUUUGUUUUUUCGGUUUUAUAA
Molecule: messenger RNA, 1601 nt
Organism: Cuscuta europaea
Lineage: Eukaryota; Viridiplantae; Streptophyta; Magnoliopsida; Solanales; Convolvulaceae
Source: the annotation of a GenBank genome assembly